Molecule: messenger RNA, 2168 nt
Organism: Ictalurus punctatus (channel catfish)
Lineage: Eukaryota; Metazoa; Chordata; Actinopteri; Siluriformes; Ictaluridae
Gene: grpel2
Product: GrpE-like 2, mitochondrial
Exons: 4
Coding region: 144-788 (214 amino acids)
Biological process (GO): protein folding; protein import into mitochondrial matrix
Cellular component (GO): PAM complex, Tim23 associated import motor
Molecular function (GO): protein homodimerization activity; adenyl-nucleotide exchange factor activity; protein-folding chaperone binding
Source: RefSeq, a predicted model, not a curated record
AAGUUGGCUGGUUUCAAAUCCACAGCAGUGGCCCUGCUGUGUAGGAAGCGGUUGGUGAAGUGCGCACUCUUUAGGGAGUGAAUGAGACACAUCCGCGCCAACCCAGCGUCUGAAGUAACAUUAGCGAACCGAGCUUACGACAAAUGGCCGUCUGCUCUCUAUCUUUGUGUGGGAAAAAAGCAAUCAUUUUGGGUAGUUUACCGACAAAAUUGUUCAGAAUCAGCACCAGUAUUGGCUUCUCCAGCACCGCUGCAGAGAGGCACAGUACGGGAGAUGACUGCCACAACGAUGAUGGUCAUGAUGAGCAAAGUCUCUCUAUAACGCAUGUCAGGAUGUUAGAGGUGAAAGCCAACAAGCUGGAGGAGCAGGUCCGGGAUCUCACUCACCGAUACAAAAGGGCCUUGGCUGACUCGGACACCGUUCGGAGAAGGACUCAGAAGUUUGUAGAGGAUGCAAAGGCCUUCGGAAUUCAAAGUUUCUGCCGUGACCUAGUGGAGGUGGCAGACCUGCUGGAGGAAGCUGCAGGAGGCGUGGAUGUAGAGGGCACUCAGAAUCUGACUGAGAUAAAGAACAAACUCCUACAGGUGUUUUCCAAGCAUGGGCUGGAGAAAAUGAGGCCUGUGGGUGGCACAUAUGACCCCUACCAACAUGAGAUCGUGUUCCAUACGCCAGCUGAAGGAUUUGAGCCUGGUACCAUAGCCACUGUAAGGCAAAACGGUUACACACUGCAUGGGCGCACUAUUCGCCAUGCACGUGUGGGAAUUGCUGUGAAAACACAGGACUCUUGAUUACAAUGUUGGCCUUACUCUUGUCCUUUUGCCUUUUCAUGUACUUUAUUGAUCCUCAAGGGGAAAUUUGGGAAUGUGUGUGUACACACACUCAUGUGUAUAUAAAAAAAAAAAUAUAUAGCAAUUUUGAUUUGCUCCCUAAGACCGUUUUCAUGCUUGGUAUUAACAUUUGCCUCAGAUGAUCUGAGCACAAAUGGAUGACGCUAAGUAUGAGUGUGAAUUGGGUCCAAUGCGUCUUGCGGAGGUGGUCUGAGAUUCACGGGGCCACGUUACAUUUGUAAUGUGAACGCCAAUGUGGCCUGAUCCAUCUCUGGCACCAUUUAAAAAAACAGCUAGUUUUGCCAGGUUCACUAUUUUCAUGCUGAAUUGAGCUACCCUUCGAACUGCACAAGCCAUUUUUUUUGAUGGCUUGUGUGUUUUGCUAACAUUAUUUAUUUGAUUUCUAUAUCUUAAAUGUACAUACCAGCCACUCGAGUCUCCUCUUAUAUGCAUGCGUCUUCUUACCAUUCUCAACAUAAGCUCCAUUUGUUAAACAUGUUGGUGGACUGCUCUACGCAUUCACACUGCUGUUUGUUUUUUUUUUCAUUUAUUUUUUUUUUAUGACAGUGUCAUAAUAUGAGAAUGAUAUGAUAAUUGUUCAUUUACGUAGUUUAAAAUACGGUGGUUUUUAAAAAUUUAUUGUAGUAUACAGGUUUAUUUCUUGCAUAUAUUAUUUUGUUAGCUUUUGCAUUAUCCCAUUGUUAUAGAAUGUAUAUAUAUAUGAGGACUUGAGGCCAACCAUACUGAACUAGUUUAUAUUUAUUUGUAUGUUAAAUUUAAUCUCAUGUCACUCACUGGACCUUGUUUUUGGAAGAAAUUCCAUUUCCUUCAGUUUUUCCCUUUGAAUUAUCAAAAUGUUAAACAUCUUGUUCGUAUUGAUACAAAAGCUUUGCACUGUGAUAUUUGUGUUUCGGAGAAUAUUUCCCCUCUAUAUGAUGGAAGAGAGACAAAAUGAGUAAUGAUGGUUUACUCAACAAACUGAGAAUUUGGAAAAGUUUGUGAUUUUAUGCCUUAAUGAUUGAUCAGAAGUGUCAGAAUAACAAACUUAACAUUUUCUUGUUUGAUAAUUGUCUAGCUUUGAAAAUAUGGUGCACCUUACAUUAGUGUAUAUGAAGUUCACACGAGGUAGAGAGGAACCUGUUUGAUAUUUAUAUUUCAAGUUAUGCGGUCUUUAAUUUUGUGUACAUUUUGUGUAGUUCACAGUCCAGUAUGAAUAAGAUUUUGCUUGAAGUUGCAUAUGGGAAAUUUUGUAUUUUUGGGUGCAUGGUUUCAGUGAUGUACAGCAUGUUUAUCACUCAUUAUUUUUGUGAAAUUACUAUUAAAAUGUAAAGCAUCGUGUAA